AGCCUGAUAGCCUAUGUCUUUUCAUUUCUUGCUUUAUGCUAUCUGACAGCUAAAGCUACGUUUUACGACCAAAAGCACGAUGGUCUCCUUUACUCUCCUUCCAAGCACACUUAUCGCUUUAUUACUAGCCCUGCCAGCAUUCUCUGCACCGACGACACCCAAUGACCCAUUCCACGCCAUUGCAAUCCUUGCCCCCCGCCAACCAGAGCCUCCAGUGUGCUGUCUGAAGCCUCUGCAGACAUUGGAGCCAGUCGAGGACGACGUUCUGCUCUCGUUCGAGGAAUGGAAGACUAAGCAGUUUCAGAUGCAGCAGGCGCAGGCACGGGCAGACACUGCGAACCGGUCGGCGGCGCACUCGUCUGCGCACAGUGCUGCUCGUGCAGACGCGCAACGACGAGGAGAGAAGGCGCCGUCGGACGACGGUGCCGCUGUCUUAGCGUCGUCGUCCUCACCGUCCUCGUCGGGUGCAACGGUGCCAGAGCAUGGUCAGGCAUCAUAUCACCCCGACGACCUCCUACCACCUCACUUCCGCGUGCCCCUCACCGACAGAUUCAACUAUGCCAACCUCGACUGCUCAGCACGCGUGCACACCGCGCACCGCAGCGCAAAGUCUCCGUCCUCGAUCCUGUCGUCGAAGAAGGACAGGUAUAUGCUGAGUCCGUGUGCGGCAUCUGCGAGGAAGAAGGAGAAGCAGUUUGUGGUGGUAGAGUUGUGUGAGGAUAUACGGAUUGAUACGGUGCAGCUUGCGAAUUUUGAGUUUUUCAGUGGGGUGUUCAAGGAUUUUAGUGUUAGCGUCGCAAAGACGUAUACCACAAAUGACGAUGGGUGGACAUUGGCGGGGACGUAUAAGGCGAAGAACGUCCGGGGCGUUCAGUCCUUCCAUCCACCCACUUCUCUACGUGAUUUCUAUCGGUACAUUCGCAUUGAUUUCCACUCGCAUUAUAGUAACGAGUACUACUGCCCUGUUUCUCUCCUUCGGGUGUAUGGUCUCACUCACCUCGAGGAGUGGAAAUGGGACAGGUGGGAAGCGGAGAGCAGAGCCAAGCUUGAGGAAUCUAUUCUGGCCUCUACGCCCGUCGAAGUAGUCGAAGCGCCGGUACCGACAGAAAAACCUACGAUGGAUACCCCAGAGCCCGUUACUAGUGUGCCUAUCCAUACCAUAGUCCACCCCUCUCCCUCUACGCAAGUUGAGCGGGAAGAACUAGACAACUUCAUGGAUACUCUUGAAUCGCGAGAGGUCGCGCAGGGUGAUUCUGUCAAGCCAGAACCUCCUUCGGCCCCACACGCUUCUGACGACGGCAUCGCAUACGACGGGGGAAAGCAACACUCGCACUCGCACUCACACUCUUCCACCUCUUCCGUCGCGCGGAAGAUUAACAGUUCGACGACGAACAUCGUGGGUCACGGAAAACCCUCGACCGCCUCUCCCGUCGCGACAGAUUCAGCGGACGUCCCUCCUCUCCCCGAGACGUCCGUCCUCGCCUCGUUAAAUGCCGAUAUCCAACAAGUCCAUGCAAGCCAUGGCCACGAGACGGCAGAGCACCGCCCAUCAUCAUCAUCUUCACUCCCUUCGCCAGAUUCGAUCGCGAACACUCUAACGCACGCAUCCGUCAUACUCUCCUCUGUGUCUUCCUCUUCAAUAACAUCCGUGGAGAUAUCGCCGCCGCUGGCGACUCAGUCGCUUGACGGAGGAGGGUCGUCAUCGGGUGUUAGAGUCGUUUCGUCCGGGAGCGGUGCGAUCCACGAUAAUACCUCUUCCUCUCCCCACACCUCUAUCUCUUCCUCCGUCCCUCCCCCUCCGUCCUCACAUGUUCUCCCCCCCAUCUCACCCCCGCCGAUGACGACAGGCGGCGGAGAAUCGAUCUAUAGGACGAUCAUGAACCGCCUCACAGCUCUGGAAGCUAAUCAUACUCUUUACGCGUUGUAUGUCGAAGAGCAGACUACGGGGGUGAGGGAGAUGUUGCGAAGACUUGGGGAAGAUGUGGGGCGGUUGGAGGGGUUGGGAAAAAUGCAAGCUCAGAUGUAUCAGCGCACCGUUCAUGAAUGGGAGAGGCAAAGGCGGAGACUGGAGAUUGAACAUGGGGAGCUCAUGUCCCGCGUCAACUACCUCGCAGACGAGGUCAUACUCGAAAAACGCCUCGGCAUCGCCCAACUCUGCCUCCUUCUCGCCGUCCUCAUCUUCAUGGGUCUUACCCGGGGCUCUCGCGGCGAGCCUUUCAUCUUAGACCAUGGGCCUGCGCUCUUGAACAGGUCGGUGAGGGAGUGGGGAAGGGGGAAGUUUGCGUUGAAUUUGGGUGGAUUCAAAAGUCGGAGUCCAACGCCCCGAGGUCCAGAGCCUGGAAGGGUGAAGCGUGAAGAGGCGACAGCGUCGAUGUCGACGGCGAAGUUGGGAGACGUACUCGUCGAUAAGGGAUCUACGCCCAAAGGCAGGAAACGUUCCAGGACGCCAUCCUCUCUCCACACCCCAACAAGGCUACACCACCAUCGUCCAUGGACACCCACCGGAGGUGGAGGGGGCACACACACGCACAUUCGUCCACGCAUUACGCGCACAAACUCGCACGGCGCGUCGUCGCUCGGGAUUGUUGGGGGACCUGGUGGGUCUGGUGGGCUUGGGCAUGUGGCACCGCGCUCAGCGAAGCGGUGGGCGAGGACGGCGCAUUUGCAUGAGGUAAAGAUGGAUAGGGAUAAGGGGAAGAAUGCUGAGGGUGUUGGGAGGUAUGUUGGGGAGAAUGUACGUGAGGAUGGGGGGAUGGGUGGUGUCUUUCUGGGCGCUGGCGGUACGGAGAACCAACCACACCCUCACCACCAUCAUCAUCAAGUGAAAAAAGUCGAAUUGGGACUGGAUACUGGGAAGAUGGUGAGGGGCAAGGCAAAGCCUCCGCGUAUCGUAACAGAGGACCUGAGGAGGCCUCUGUCGCCUGUUGACCUGACGAGACGAAGGGUUGUAGAGACUGGUGCGCGUGCGGGUGUGGAGGAGGGUAUGGGUGAUGAUGGGUGGGUUGAUACGGAUAUGGAAGGAUCGGAUAUGGAUCUGGGUGGUGUUGGAGGUUGAUGAAACGUUGAUGAUGAAGAAGAAAGGAAAAGAAAGAAAGGCGGUGUUUGGUUUUCGCGUGCGAGUGCGAGUGCAUGGUGGAUGUGGAUGUGGAUGUGGAUAUCAUGAUCAGAAGCUUUGUUCUCGACAUGCAUUGGAAGUUUGGAACGCAUUUAUUUUUCUUGUGCCUCUCGCACUGCAUCUAUUCCUGCAGCUCUCAUUUUUUCAUUUGUCAUUUUGUCAUUAGCACUUUCACGUUCAUAUACCUGUACAUCUAAUCAUAUCGUGAUAACAAGCGUGAUAUCCAAAAAUUCAUUUU
Molecule: messenger RNA, 3353 nt
Organism: Serpula lacrymans var. lacrymans S7.9
Lineage: Eukaryota; Fungi; Basidiomycota; Agaricomycetes; Boletales; Serpulaceae
Exons: 5
Coding region: 80-3055 (991 amino acids)
Biological process (GO): protein folding in endoplasmic reticulum
Cellular component (GO): cytoplasm; membrane
Source: RefSeq, a predicted model, not a curated record